This is a messenger RNA of Scomber scombrus (Atlantic mackerel), 888 nucleotides long. RefSeq names its product odorant receptor 131-2-like. Bases 1 to 888 code for a protein of 295 amino acids. Gene Ontology annotation, cellular component: membrane. The record is from RefSeq and is a predicted model, not a curated record. Lineage: Eukaryota; Metazoa; Chordata; Actinopteri; Scombriformes; Scombridae. Gene Ontology annotation, molecular function: G protein-coupled receptor activity. Gene Ontology annotation, biological process: G protein-coupled receptor signaling pathway. The transcript has a single exon.
AUGUUUGGCAUGUUGUCCAUGGGAUCAAGCUGCUCUUUUGUCUACAUUAACAGUGUUUUGCUGUUCACCCUGAGGAGUAAGCAGGUGUUUUGUGAGACAUCUCGUUACAUCCUGCUGUACAACUUGCUAUUUGCAGACACCGCUCACAUGGCAACAUCAGUUCUGCUUUACUUACUGGCAUCUUUACGGAUAAACCUGACAUAUUUAGCAUGUGGUGUCCUUGUCUUACUCUCAAUUUUGACAGCCACAAUCUCCCCUCUCACUUUGGCUGUGAUGUCACUUGAGAGAUAUGUGGCUGUAUGUUAUCCACUGAGGCAUGCUACUGUCUUCAACAUGAGAAGCACAGGCAUAGCCAUUGCAGUGGUUUGGUCUUUCAGUUUGAUCAACAUCGUCAUUCGUGGUUUCAUGUUGUUAUAUGUGUUGACAGACUUUUCCCUGAUGCAGAUGGGUGUCUUUUGCUCUAAAGACUCAUUUUUUACUGCACCAAUUUUUAAAGAUUUUGAAGAAGUGUAUGCCAGCACUCUGUUUCUGUCAAUAGGUGUGGUAAUCAUCGGCUCCUACAUUGGUGUAGCACUCGUAGCCAGGUCUGUCUCAACAGACAAAGCAUCAGCCAGAAAGGCUCUUCAGACUCUCCUGCUUCACAUGAUUCAGCUAAUCCUGAUUCUCACCUCCACCUUCAUCUCCACCAUCUUCAUAACCCUUGCUAGAACAUUGGGGAGAUUGACCCUUAUGCGUAUUUACAAUGCAUGUUUUGUGUGCUUGAAUAUCCUUCCAAGGUGUCUGAGUGCUCUCAUUUAUGGUCUCAGGGAUCAAACUAUCAGAGCGGCCCUCAUGCAGAAUCUAUGCUGUCAGUGCAGAUGUUCAGUUAUAUUCAGGAAGAGACAUUGA